AUGUCUCCCCCGAAAUUAUCAUCGGGUAAAGCCACGAAACGUUUGAUUCCGGGCGUUUAUGGCCCUCACCAGCCAUCAAUUCUCUCGGCGGAGAAUAUAGCCGAGAUUAGAGGGUCCACUGGGAUUCCAUCGGAGAUCGAGAUUAGGUUCCCGGAGGCUCACGAGUCCCCGGAGAGUCCUCCCCCAGGGUAUUGCUGCGCGUUUGAGAUAUUCUUCUCUGCGUGCGGUCUGUCGUUUCCCCUCCCCGAACUCAUCGUAAAGAUGAUGUUCAAACUGGGCUUCGCUAUCCCCCAGAUGUGCCCGAACGUCAUCCGAACCAUCAUGUGUCUUCAAACUCUGGGGGAAGAGUUUGACUACAAACUAUCCCUAGCCGACUUUCUUCAAGUGUACACGGUGAAGACAGGUCACACCAAGGGCAUGCUCUACGUAAGUCCGCUUUCCGGACUGAAGGUCUUCGACGACCUUCCUGAGAAGGAUGAGAAGUGGUGGAAGUCUUACGUUUUCUUCCCAGUCAACGAGCUCACUUUUGGCCACCUCGCAAAUCACUUCGAACGCGGAUUGCUUUGCCCCACAUUCGCGGAGUUCUUCUCGAGGGAAGAAAGGGCAUGCCGAGCUGCCGAAAAAGAGGCAAAGAAACAGAUGGCGGUGGCCCUUGCCGAAGGCAAAGCUCGCAUUUCUAACAAGAAUUCCUCCGGCUCCUCCGUUCCCGAGAGAAAGGAACCCGAGACUUCCUCCUCUUCUCGUGAGAAAAGCCGAGCCCGGACUGGCUCAUUAGGAGAUGAGCGGAGUAAGUCCAGCUCGAGAGACAGGGGUCUUUCCUCGGAGAGGAGAUCCAAGGAGGCCCCAGCUUCCAAAGAGUCCGGGGACUCCUCCGGAAGACUUCUCCUGAAGGAUCAACGUCCUUCUACUCGAGCUCCCCCUGUGUCCCCAGCUGAUCUAAUGAGGAGCUACGUCCGGCCCGGAGUUAGGAUCCCGGCGUUCGCUGAUAUGUCCGAGGUUAACCGCGCGAACUUCUUUCGCUUCGCGGACAAAAUCGGCGAGCUAAUGAUCGAGUUUAACUCCUCGGUGGCAUCCUACGAGGAUCAACUGUUCGCCUCCCCCUUGUCUUCCGAAGUAAAUCUCCUUCAAGAAAGGAUUGCUGACCUGGAAGCUCAGGUAAAGGAGUAUGCCAGACUGGAGGCCGAGAAUGCUGACACCAUGGCGAAAGCCGAGCGAAUCCGAGCUCGGAUGAAGAAGGCUGAGGUAGAGGUGCUCGACCUCGGGGUUGCUAAUGAAGACCUUCGAGACAAGCUGAAGAAGGCGGGGGACCUUUACUUCGAGGCGGCGGAGGACGCCAAGGCAGCAAAAAACAGAUUGCACGAGAUCGAACUCCGCAAUCAGCUACUCGAAGCUGGCAACAGCUGCGAGAUUGAGAGGGUGCGGAAGGAGGAGAGGCAGGCGAUGAGGCAAACUCUCCGCCCCUUGGUUGAGGAGGUGAGGGUCACUUUCGAGGAGAGGGAGAAGCUAGCUCCGUUCCAGAUCCGGGCCACCGAGAUCAGGGCUAACCGGAUGCUGGUCGAGGAGAUCUCUAGGGGCGAGAUCCAAGACAUGGAGGCCAAGCUCGGACUCCUGAAAACUGACGAGGAGGAAGCCGACGAAAAGGUUUCAAAGAUAACUCCCCGUGAUCUCUACCUUGCUGCAUUCUCAGACCUUUUGGCGGAUGCGCUCGAUCUCUUGUGCAGCGAUCACCCGCUUAGCGUCACAAUCGACGAGUCUGGCACUAACCUCGGGCAAAUCUCGAAUCAGGGGAUGGACGAUUAUCUGGCGAACACCAGGUCGGAAGGGGAGCUUGCAGAGAUGGGCUUGGCCCUUUCCGAAGCGGCGUCUGAACCUGCCCUUCCGAAUUUAUAG
Camelina sativa (false flax) is the source of this 1890-nucleotide messenger RNA. Lineage: Eukaryota; Viridiplantae; Streptophyta; Magnoliopsida; Brassicales; Brassicaceae. The record is from RefSeq and is a predicted model, not a curated record.